CCCUGAAUUUGGGUCUCAAUCCCGCCCUCUUUCCUAGUACUUCCUGUUCCCGCUAACCCUGGCAUGGGGCCCGGGGCCGAAGAGUGACCGUGGCCUGAGUGACCCGGGGCGUCCGCACCGACCAGGGUCGGGCCGGGAAGCCAGACCCCAGACGCUCCGGGCGGUGCUCGGGCCGUGCACAGCCUGCGCCCGGUCCAGUUUGGCAGCGGGCCGGGGCUGACUCCUGUCUCAGGAUGCCGGGGGAGGAGGAGAAGCGGGCCUUCCUGGAGGCCCGCGAGGAGCUGGCGAGCGCCCUGAGGAGGGAUUCCGGGCAGGCCUUUACACAGGAGCAGCUCUGGCCGCUACUGGGCACCUCUCUGCCGCCAGAAGCCCGUUACCUGCAGCUGGAUGCUGCACGCCUGGUCCGCUGCAACGCUCAUGGGGAGCCCCGAAACUACCUCAACACUCUCUCCACGGCCCUGAAUAUCCUGGAGAAAUAUGGCCGCAACCUCCUAAGCUCUCAGAGGCCUCGGUACUGGCGCGGGGUCAAGUUUAAUAACCCUGUCUUUCGUUCUACGGUGGAUGCUGUGCAGGGGGGCCGGGAUGUUCUGCGAUUGUAUGGCUACACAGAGGAGCAGCCAGAUGGGUUGAGCUUCCCUGAAAGGCAGGAGGAGCCGGAUCAGCGGCAAGUUGCUACAGUCACACUGGAAGUACUGCUGCUUCGGACAGAGCUCAAUCUGUUGUUACAGAAUGCUCAUCCAAAACCGCAAGCACUGGAGCAGCUGCUGAAAGACAAGGUUGAAGAUGAUCUACUGCAGCUCUCAGAGUUUGCCCCCUUACUGAGAGAGAUUGCUCCAGGCCCCCUCACCAUACCCUCUGCUGCAGGCUCCACUCCUGCUCCCUGCUUCCUCUGUGGUUCUGCCCCAGGCACGCUCCACUGCUCAGCCUGUAAACAGGCCUUGUGUCUAACUUGUGAUCGCCUCUUCCACGGACACCCAGAACGUGCACAUCACCAUCGCCAGACCCUGCAUGGAGCCCCUCAGGCCGUCCACCCCAGCCUACCUGCCUCAGCUCCACCACGGCCUCAGCCAGCCUCCGGGCCGACCCUGGGAGACAGCUCUUUUUCUCCCCCCGAUCCUGCAAGUGCCCGUCUGCUCUGGCCCUGUUCUGCCUGUGCCCUAUUAAAUGAACCUUGGGCAGUACUUUGUGCGGCCUGUGAUCGGCCCCGAGGCUGUAAGGGUUUGGGUCCGGGAAUCGAGGGUCCGCAAGGAACUGGGGGCCUGGAACCUGAGCUUUCUCGGGGUCACUGGGCCUGCCAGAGCUGCACCUUUGAGAACGAGGCUGCGGCCGUGCUGUGUGCCAUAUGUGAGCGACCUCGGCUGGCUCAGCCUCCCAGCUUGGUGGUGGAUUCUCAGGAUUCCGGCAUUUGCCUGAAGCCCCUUCAGCAGGGGGAUACUAUGCUUUCCUCUAUCCAGACUCCUGUGUGGUACUGUCUUCACUGUACCUUCUGCAACUCAGGCCCUGGCUGGGUAUGUGCUAUGUGCAAUCGGACCAGCAGCCCCGUCCCAGUACAGCAGACCCCCCAGCCCCAUGCCAGCUCUUUGGAAGAGCGACACCCUGAACCAGGGCCUCCACGACCCCUCCAUGCCCCCGUGACUAGUUCCUGCGGGGACCUUGAGAAGCAGCGCCAAGACAAGAUGAGGGAAGAAGGACUCCAGCUGGUGAUCAAGAUCCGGGAAGGGGAAGCUGGAGGCGCCUGUCCAGAGGAGGUCUUCUCAGCUCUGCAGUACUCGGGCACCGAAGUGCCCCUGCAGUGGCUGCGCUCAGAGCUGCCGUACGUGCUGGAGAUGGUGGCUGAGCUGGCUGGACAGCGGGACCCGGGGCUGGGUGCCUUUUCCUGUCAGGAGGCCCGGAAGGCCUGGCUGGAUCGUCAUGGCAACCUGGAUGAAGCUGUGGAAGAGUGUGUGAGGACCCGGCGGAGGAAGGUGCAGGAGCUCCGGUCCCUGGGCUUUGAGCCUGAGGAAGGGUCUCUUCAAGCCUUAUUCCAACAUGGGGGUGAUGUGGCACGAGCCCUGACUGAGCUACAGCGCCAGCGCCUGGAGCCCUUCCAUCAGCGCCUCUGGGACAGUGGCCCUGAGCCCACCCCUUCCUGGGAUGGGCCAGAUAAGCAGAGCCUGGUCAGACGGCUUUUGGCAGUCCACUCACUCCCCAGCUGGGGCCGGGCAGAGCUGGCGCUGGCGCUGCUGCAGGAAACACCUAGGAACUAUGAGCUGGGGGACGUGGUGGAGGCUGUGAGGCAGAGCCAGGACCGGGCCUUCCUGCGCCGCUUGCUUGCCCAGGAGUGUGCCGUGUGCGGCUGGGCCCUGCCCCGCAACCGGAUGCAGUCCCUGACCUCCUGUGAGUGCACCAUCUGCCCCGACUGCUUCCGCCAGCACUUCACCAUCGCCUUGAAGGAGAAGCACAUCACAGAUAUGGCGUGCCCUGGAUGUGGCCGCCCCGACCUCACCGAUGACACCCAGCUGCUCGGCUACUUCUCCAUCCUCGACAUCCAGCUUCGAGAGAGCCUCGAGCCAGAUGCCUAUGCACUGUUCCACAAGAAGCUGACGGAGGGCGUGCUCAUGCGGGACCCCAAGUUCUUGUGGUGUGCCCAGUGUUCCUUUGGCUUCAUAUACGAGCGUGAGCAGCUGGAAGCAACAUGUCCCCAGUGUCAACAGACCUUCUGCGUGCGCUGUAAGCGCCAGUGGGAGGAGCAGCACCGAGGCCGGAGCUGUGAAGAUUUCCAGAACUGGAAACGCACCAAUGACCCAGAAUACCAAGCCCAGGGCUUGGCGAUGUACCUUCAGGAAAACGGUAUAGACUGCCCCAAGUGCAAGUUCUCGUACGCACUGGCCCGAGGAGGCUGCAUGCACUUUCACUGCACCCAGUGCCGCCACCAGUUCUGCAGUGGCUGCUACAGUGCCUUUUACGCCAAGAAUGGGUUCCUGAGAGGCCAGGACCCCAACAGUUUCCAACUGCCCCUCUUCCAUCUGGGUUUCCACCAGAAAUGUCCAGACCCUAACUGCAGGGUGAAGAAGUCCCUGCACGGCCACCACCCCCGAGACUGCCUCUUCUACCUGCGGGACUGGUCUGCUGUCCGGCUCCAAAAGCUACUUCAGGACAAUAAUGUCAUGUUCAACACAGAACCCCCAGUGGGGGCCCGGGCAGUGCCCGGAGGUGGCUGUCGAGUGAUGGAGCAGAAGGAAGUUCCCAACGGGUUCCGGGACGAAGCCUGUGGCAAGGAGACUCCCGCUGGCUAUGCUGGCCUCUGCCAGGCGCACUACAAAGAGUAUCUUGUGAGCCUCAUCAACGCCCAUUCACUGGACCCAGCCACCCUGUAUGAAGUGGAGGAACUGGAGACAGCUGCCGAGCGCUACCUGCACGUGCGCCCCCAGGCACUGCCUGGGGAGGACGCCCCCACCUACCACGCCCGCCUGUUACAGAAGCUGAUAGAAGAGGUGCCCUUGGGACAGAGUAUCCCCCGCAGGAGGAAGUAGCUGAGGGCGAGGGUCCCAAAGAGGGGCCUGUGGCUCGACUCCCGCAGGAACAACUCCAGCACCAAUAAAGAGGCAUUUCCUUGCCCAGGC
Messenger RNA from Bubalus bubalis (water buffalo), 3602 nucleotides. It is a transcript of the gene RNF31, whose product is annotated as ring finger protein 31. Lineage: Eukaryota; Metazoa; Chordata; Mammalia; Artiodactyla; Bovidae. The coding region runs from base 234 to 3512 and encodes 1092 amino acids. The record is from RefSeq and is a predicted model, not a curated record. Gene Ontology annotation, cellular component: LUBAC complex. The transcript is spliced from 21 exons. Gene Ontology annotation, molecular function: linear polyubiquitin binding; ubiquitin protein ligase activity; zinc ion binding. Gene Ontology annotation, biological process: protein linear polyubiquitination.